CUGCAGCUAGGCCCCGUUGGAAAGCCUUGGGCCCUGAGGCAACCCAGAAAGCCUACGAGUAUCACCCAGGUUCAGGCACGUCCUGCUCACCACCACACCCACCUCCCAACACCCUCAUGAAGGCAGUACGAGUAAAAAGCCAACCAUACUCCGAACUUGCAGGAGUGUUCUGCCAAGAGGUAAUUAGUACUACAUUGCCUAUGGAGAAGUGGAGCUGUCUGGUGACAGGGGCAGGAGGAUUUCUGGGGCAGAGGAUCGUCCGCCUGCUGCUGGAGGAAGAAAAAGAGCUGGAGGAGAUCCGGGUCCUGGACAAAGUCUUCAGUCCUCAGUUGCUAUUAGAAUUUUCAGGUACUCAGCUCCUGUUGGAAGCCUGCAUCUCAGCUAAUGUGCCUAUCUUCCUCCACACCAGCUCUGUGGAAGUGGCCGGCCCCAACUCGUAUACGAAACCCAUCCAAAAUGGGCAUGAAGAUGACCUCCUUGAAAGCAAAUGGCACAAUGCAUAUCCCUAUAGCAAGAAACUGGCUGAGAAGGCUGUGUUGGAGGUUGAUGGACAGCUUCUCAAGAAUGGCACCAUAAUGCACACCUGCUCCUUGAGGCCCGUGUACAUAUAUGGGGAGAGGAGCUUUUUUCUCCGACAUGAAAUAAUCAAAGCCCUUAACAAAGAUAAGACCAUUGAAAGGAAUAGGGAGGGUUCCAUGGCCAGCCAAGUCUAUGUUGGAAAUGUGGCUUGGGCACACGUCCUGGCACUCAGAGCCCUGCGGGACUCUGAGAAGGCCCAAAGGGUUGGGGGUGAGUUCUAUUACAUCUGUGAUGAUACACCCCCCCAGAGCUAUUCUGAUUUUAACUAUGAAGUGAGCAAGGAAUGGGGCUUCAAACUUGGAUCAAAAAUAGGCAUUCCUCUAACAAUACUGUAUUGGGCAGCCUUCCUGUUGGAGAUGAUAAGUUUCGUGCUACGCCCUAUUUUCAUUUAUGAACCACCCUUCAAUCGGCAUCUGCUAACAUUGACCAACAGUGUUUUUACUUUAUCCUACAAGAAGGCCAAAGAGGAUUUGGGUUAUGAGCCUCGCUUCAGCUGGCUAGAAGCCAAGCAGAAAACCAGUCAGUGGAUAGGCACAGUGGUGGCACAGAACAGAGAGUGUCUGAAGACAAAGGCCCCCUGAUCUGGACAGGUAGGGGCAGAAGUUCAUGAAAUCACUGCUUUAGACCCUCCCCUUACUGGGGUAUAUCAUCCAGUACCUCCCCUGGCUAGCAAACUUCUGGCUCUGCCUCACAAACAUCCCUUUCUUCCUCCUCACCCAAUGAAGCCCCUAGAAGACAGGGUGAAAAAAAUGAAAUUAAAUACAAACUCAUUGAUUUAUUCCAUGGGUUGUUUUCCAAGCCACAAAUCUUUGCUCUGAUAAGGAUGUUAUAAAAUAGCAAGGUGUCCUUGACUUCCUGUUUCUUAUGUUUCUUUCCUACUCAUGGUAUAGCAAACUUUUGAAACCAUUUGUAUCUUAAGAUA
This is a messenger RNA of Vombatus ursinus (common wombat), 1501 nucleotides long. RefSeq names its product hydroxy-delta-5-steroid dehydrogenase, 3 beta- and steroid delta-isomerase 2 (gene HSD3B2). The transcript is spliced from 3 exons. The record is from RefSeq and is a predicted model, not a curated record. Gene Ontology annotation, molecular function: 3-beta-hydroxy-Delta5-steroid dehydrogenase (NAD+) activity. The coding region runs from base 117 to 1160 and encodes 347 amino acids. Gene Ontology annotation, biological process: steroid biosynthetic process. NCBI's taxonomy places the organism in Eukaryota, Metazoa, Chordata, Mammalia, Diprotodontia, Vombatidae.